Messenger RNA from Cajanus cajan (pigeon pea), 1440 nucleotides. NCBI's taxonomy places the organism in Eukaryota, Viridiplantae, Streptophyta, Magnoliopsida, Fabales, Fabaceae. The record is from RefSeq and is a predicted model, not a curated record.
ACUGAACCUUAUAUUGAAUGGCCUUGUAUUAUAACAUUGGCUUCUCUAAAUUUUCAUACUAUUAUUAGAAUGCACUAUUAUUAUUGUCCAUAAUGUGCAAUUUGAAUAUUCUGUAUGAAGUAUGAACUAUCAAUUCAGUAGCCUCUGUAGAUAGAAAUCACUAAGGGUCUGUUUACUUUUGUUUUCAUUUUCUUCUUUCACUUUUAGCUGCAAAAUUGUCACCUUGUUUUCAAAGAUUUGUGGAACAUAAUACAAAUAAGAGUUGUGAUAGGAGACCUGUGGUUAAACAGGUCUACGUUAGGAGGGAAAAGGGGGACAGUUAGUUAAUUUUGUAACUAACUGAUGACAGUCAGGUAGGGACUGUUAAAUUGUAUAAAUAGGAGGGAAUAAGGGAGAAGAAGGAGGGGGAAGAAGUAUUGUAUUUUGGGAGAGAUAGGCACUCUCGAAUUGCCUGAUUCAUUGUAUUCUUUCUUUCUCUUGUGUUGAUAGCAAGAACUCAAGAACAAUAAUACUACAAUCUUUCGUUAUUCUCAAAUUCUCUCUUAAUAUCCAGUUGAGACCUAUCAACUGGUAUCAAAGCAGGUACGAAACAGAGGCGAUCAAAGAUGGAAAAGAAAAUGGAUUUUAGGUUGGAACAGGUGGAAAAGGGAUUGCAAGACAUACAGAAGCGCGCGGUGGAGGAAAGUGAAUGGCGGCGUAACAUCGAGGGGGCUAUGCGCGAAAUGUUGGAGCAGUUGAAGGAGAUGAGAGUAACCAUGGGAAGCAACGGCCGCGAAGGGGACGAAAUUCAUGGGGACCCAAGAGCGGAAAAGAAAGGGUGGAUGUGGCGAAACCUGGAAUUGCCGCUGUUCCAGGGGGAGGACGUGUUAGGAUGGGUUGGGCAGAUGGAGAGAUAUUUCCGAUUGAAGGGGGUAUUGGAGGACGAAAAAGUGGAGGUUGCGAUGGUGGCGAUGCAGGGGAAGGCGUUGACGUGGUUUCAAUGGUGGGAAGGCAGAAAUCCAAAUUCUGCGUGGGUGGGUCUCAAAGGGGCCUUGUUGAGACGGUUUCAGCCAGAGAUGGUACAAAACCCGUAUGAGGUAUUGUUGGGCCUUAAGCAAGAAGGGAGUGUGGCUGAUUACAGGGAAAAAUUUGAGGCAAAUUCUGGGCCUCUCCGGAUCGGGGAUACCAAUUAUUUGAAGGGGAUUUUCUUGAAUGGUCUCAAGGAGGAGAUUAAAGGGGAAUUGAGGUUGCAUCAACUCAAUUCAUUAGAAGAAAUUAUGGAUUUGGCCCUGUUGAUAGAGUCCCGAAAUUCUAUUCUCAGGAAAGAAGGGGGUGGAUCGUCUGCUACUAAUAACAGAGGGGGAUGGAGCAAGAGGAACCUACGGUGACGAAGGAAGAAGGAAGAACAAAUUGGCGGCGCAUGACAGAUGCGGAGUACCAAGACAGGAGGAGAAGAGGGAU